Molecule: messenger RNA, 636 nt
Organism: Mya arenaria
Lineage: Eukaryota; Metazoa; Mollusca; Bivalvia; Myida; Myidae
Product: monocarboxylate transporter 12-like
Exons: 6
Coding region: 1-636 (211 amino acids)
Biological process (GO): monocarboxylic acid transport
Molecular function (GO): monocarboxylic acid transmembrane transporter activity
Source: RefSeq, a predicted model, not a curated record
AUGGUGCCACAGGAUUCCGGUUGGUCAUGGAUGGUUCUGAUAGGUGCGGCUCUUCAGCUGAUGUUGACACUCGGGAUAUCAAAAUCAUCCGGAAUUUUAUUCGUUGCUUUUCAAGAUCGAUUCGAUUCUUCGGCAGCAACCACAUCCUUACUUUCGACGGUGCAAAACCUAACAUACGGUGUAUCCGCAAUGUUUGUCAUGACUGUAGGAGUGAAACUGACGACUUGCAGAAAUCUCGUGUUCGUUGGAUCUUUAUUAAACUCUGCUGGAUUUAUUAUCACGUCUAGGGCUGUUAGCAUAAACGUUCUACUAUUUUCAUAUGGAGUGUUAAUUGGUCUGGGUUAUGCAUUAACGAUCGGAACGUCGAUAAUUAUGGUCGGACUUUACUUUGACAAAAGGAGGGGCUUAGCUACUACCCUUGCAAUAGCAGGGGGCUCAGUUGGCCUUGACACAUUUCAACAAGUGCUUGGCUUUACAGAGUCAUCUCAAUGUGUUACUGCUGCCUGCGAGUUCUACAUUGUCGGUUAUUUGCAUGAUGUGACUGGAAAUUGGGUUGUACCUUUUCACUUUUUGGGAUCUUCAGUGAUGUUAGGAGGAAUCAUUAUGUUUUUUCUGCCGAAACUGAAGACUGAAUGA